Fukomys damarensis (Damara mole-rat) is the source of this 951-nucleotide messenger RNA. Its product is annotated as olfactory receptor 8H1. The transcript has a single exon. The record is from RefSeq and is a predicted model, not a curated record. Gene Ontology annotation, cellular component: membrane. Lineage: Eukaryota; Metazoa; Chordata; Mammalia; Rodentia; Bathyergidae. Gene Ontology annotation, molecular function: G protein-coupled receptor activity; olfactory receptor activity; odorant binding. The coding region runs from base 1 to 951 and encodes 316 amino acids. Gene Ontology annotation, biological process: G protein-coupled receptor signaling pathway; sensory perception of smell.
AUGGGUAGAAGGAACUCCACCAAUGUGGCUGACUUCAUCCUCAUGGGGCUGACGGACUCUGCAGAGACACAGCUGGUCCUCUCCGUGCUCUUCCUCCUGAUUUACCUGAUCACGGUGCUGGGGAACUCAGGGAUGAUAUUGAUCAUUCGCCUGGAUAACCAACUGCACACCUCCAUGUACUUUUUUCUCACUCACCUGUCAUUUCUCGACCUCAGCUACUCAAGUGUCAUCACCCCUAAAACCUUACAGAACUUACUGACUUCCACCAAGAGCAUCUCCUUCCUGGGCUGUUUCAACCAAAUGUUCUUUUUUCUAUUCUUUGGAGGCACUGAAUGUUUGGUUCUCUCCUCCAUGGCCUAUGAUCGCUAUGUAGCUAUCUGCCACCCCCUGCACUAUCCAGUCAUUAUGUCCACAAAGCUGUGCUGGUCCUUGCUCAAUGGCUCCUAUGUUAUUGGCUUUGUGGAUUCCAUUGUCAAUGUGCUUUGUAUAAGCAGAUUAGAUUUCUGCAAGUCUAACAUCCUCCAGCACUUCUUCUGUGACACAUCCCCCAUUUUAGCCCUGUCCUGCGGUGACACUUCUGAAGUUGAAAUCUUUAUAUUCAUUACUGGUGGAUCCACCCUAGUGCUGUCCCUCAUCACCAUAUCUGGAUCCUAUCUGUCCAUCCUCUCCACUAUCCUAAAAUGUAAUUCUGCUGCAGGAAAGAGAAAAGCCUUCUCCACCUGUGCCUCUCACCUCCUGGGAGUCACCAUCUUCUACAGCACUUCGAUCUUUACUUACUUAAAACCAAAGACGUCCUACUCCUUGGGCAGGGAUCAGGUGGCUUCUGUGUUUUACACGAUUGUGGUCCCCAUGCUGAACCCCCUCAUCUACAGUCUCAGAAACAAAGAGGUGAAAAAUGCUGUUGUUAGAAUCCUGCAGAAGAGAGAGGGCUGCAGGCAGUUAAAAUAUUAG